Molecule: messenger RNA, 4746 nt
Organism: Paramecium sonneborni
Lineage: Eukaryota; Ciliophora; Oligohymenophorea; Peniculida; Parameciidae
Source: the annotation of a GenBank genome assembly
AUGAUAAAAAAAGAGCAUAAAUCUCAUUUUGCCAGACAAACUUCUCUUGGCAAAACAGAUUUCAAUAGUGAAUCAAAACAAUAUUAUGAACAGGUAAAAGUACUUUCUAACUUAGUAAGCUUUAGAAUCACAUCCUUAAACUAUACUGUAACCAUGUCUUUUAGAUUUUGUAAAACCAAAUGGUAGUCAAGAAGAUAAUGAUGCACUUAGUGAUAAUAACUCAGAUGAAGAUUCACCUUCUAAUAAUAUUGAUUUUGCAUAAGUUUAUAGUCAUGAAAUGAUUAUACAUGAACCAAAUAUACCUCGAUCUUAACCAUCUGAAUAACUUGAAGAAUAAGAAUAAGAUAAUCAAUAUAUUAUGAGUAAAGACACUACAUAUCUAAAAUAAGAAAAUUAAUUAAUCUUAAAACAUCAACCUUAAACCACAUAAUUAACAAGCAUUGAACAAACAUAAAGAACAGAAUAAGGAUUAUUAGAUAUCUUUAAUAAAAAUGCUAAUCGUAAAGUAGUUCCAGAAUCUCAUACAAAUACUAAUACAUAAACACAAUCAUUAUUUUAUUAGUCUACUAUUUAUUAAAAUUUCUCAACAAUAUCAUAAAUUUUACUGUUGCAUGUAUUUUCAUAUAUGAGAAAAGUUUAAUAAUUAAUUUCAGAAUAAAGAGUUAAAUUGAACUUAAGUCAUCUCCCACUCCAAGACCAAGAAGAUACAAUAUAACCCAAUUAUCAAAAAGCUAAAAAGUUAUUUAAUCUAAAAGUAACAAAAUUUUAACAUUUAGAUUUCUGAGUAAAUAACUUCUUCAUCCUUAUUUCGUAUCUUCUUUUUUGGUGACAACAAAUGGUUAACUUUCAAAAUUGUCAUCUUAGCUAUGAGUGAAACUUAUUCCAGAUUUGUUAUGGCUAUCUUAACUCAAACUCUAAUUGCUGCGAUCAAAGAAGGAAAUUAAAGUAAUGCUUUCUAUUAGGCUAUUGCCUUAGCCAUUUUAUCACUAGUAGCACUCUUAAGCAAGCAUUAUUAAUUGUAUUAAUUUAAUAAAAAUAUUUCAAUAGAUAUACUAUUAAUAAUUUCUCUACAAAAAUGAGAAUGAUUUUAACUAAUUUUAUUUUUGAUAGAAUUCUUGAAUUAAAAGCUUAUGAAAUUAAAGAAUUCAGUGUUGGUAAUAUUAUGAAUUUAGUAAGUGGAGAUAUAAAUGCUAUUGAAUUUCAAUUAAAUUUUAUCUAUGCUAUAGCUAUUAUUCCUGGAUCAAUUAUUUUUGCAUCAGUAAUUCUAUGGGUAAUCUUUUAUAUGUUAUGUAGUUAAGAUUCGAUGGUCCUAUUGGCUUGAUUGCUAUAUUAAUUUGUAUCAUAAUUUAUCCAUUGCAAGUCUUAAUUUAAAAACGUGUCUAGAAAGUCUUGACUGAGGUUAAAUAAAAAUAAGAUAAUCGUAUAUCAUUUUAAAAUUAACUUAUUGAAGGUAUACGUCUUAUAAAAAUGUAUGUUUGGGAAAAGGCUUUUUAAGAUAAAAUUUAUGAAAUUAGAAGAUAGGAAGUUUUCAACUAUUUUAAAAUUCAUUUUUUAAAUUUGAUUGAUAGAUCAUUUAAUUAUAGUGUUCACAUUUGGGGAUCAUAUCUAUUUCUAUUGAUCAUUUAUUUUAAUGAUAUAUAUAUUGAUGUAUCCUCUAUUGUUGGAACUAUUUAAUUGAUGUCUAUGAUUAAAUAUUAUUGUGUAUUUUAGGUUUCAUAUGCAUUUUAAGCAUUUAUGAACCUAAAUGUUAUUUUUAAAAGGGUUGUUUAAAUAAUGACUUCAAAUGGAUCAAUAAGUGAAAAAAAAAGAUUAUUAUUAACAAAUAUAGAGAGUGUAAAUACUGCUAUAAGGAAAUCAAAUACAAUAAAUGUGUAUGGGAAAACUAAACCAGGAAAUGAAAUAAAAAAAUAGAGUUGUAUUAUAAAGAGAGUUCCAUAUGUAACAAUGGUAGAAGUAUCAUUAAGAUGGAAGGCAAGAUCAUUUCCAGUAUUAUCAGAUUUAAAUUUGGAAGUUUUUCCAGGUUAAUUGAUAGGAUUAAUAGGAAGAGUUGGUUCAGGUAAGACUACUUUGUUGUAAUCGAUAUUAUAGGAAUUACCUUAAAUAGACGGAGAAUUCUAUGUAAAAAAGAACAUUAAUAUUUCUUUUGUUGAAUAAGAUCCAUUUAUUUAUACUGGAACAGUGAGAGAAAAUAUUUUAUUUGGUAAAGAAUUCGAACAUGAAUUAUAUAGAAAAGUAAUGCAAGUAUCAUGUUUAGAUUAAGAUGUAUUAUCAUUUUAAGAUGGUGAUAGAACAUAGAUUGGAGAAAAAGGUGCUAAUUUAUCAGGAGGAUAAAGAGCUAGAUUAAGUUUAGCAAGAGCUCUUUAUGCUUUACCUGAUUUAUAUUUAUUUGAUGAUCCAUUAUCAGCAGUUGAUGCUAAAGUUGCUAGAAAAAUAUUUACAUAUGCUAUAAAAGAUUUUAUUUUCAAAUUCUAACCAUAAUAUUAAUUAGAAAAAAAUACUAAAUUUCAUUAGUAACAUAUUCCUUAAAUUCCUGCUGUGAUAUUAUCUACACAUUAAAUUUAAUUUGCUUUAGAAUGUGAUUACGUUAUAAUUUUAGAUAAAGGUACAAUCGUAAAUUAAGGAACUUAUAAAUAAGUCAAAGAAACUUUGGCUCUAUUUAACUCUGAUAUUGUAGAACCUGUUAAGAAAUAAUUAGUGAGAAAAUAGACGAGAUUGGCUACUUUAUUAAAUAAAUAAUAAGAAAAAGUUGAAAAGAAAGAAGUAGUUUAAUUGUUUUUAAAAGAAGAAAAUAAUUAGACUGAUGCUGGAUGGACAACAUAUAAAAGAUAUUUUAGUUAUUGGAGUCCAGUAUUUCUAAUUCUUAUAAUUGUUGGUUAAAAUGUUGCCACUGAGAUUAUAAACAAUUAUUAUUAUAGAGAAAUGGCUUUAUAUGAUGAAACAGAUAGAGCAGCAAACAAUCAAUUAUUCUUAAAUGCUGGACUCUUAGUAUUAGCAGCAUAUUGUAAUAAUAUUGUGAAAUACUUUUUAAAUAUUAUAGGAGUUCUUAUUUCUAAUAAUAAGAUUCAUAAUGAAAUGCUUUCUAGAUUAAUUAGAGCACCUAUUAGUUACUUUGAUACAAAUCCAUCAGGAAGAUUAAUUAAUAGAUUUUCUACUGAUUUAUCUUUAGCUGAUAAUUAAAUUCAAUAAAUUAUUACUGAUAUUUUUGAAUAAGGAUCCUAAUUUUUAGUUUCACUUGUAACUAUAGCUAUUUUAUAACCUUUAUUUACUUUUCCGUUAGUUUUCACUAUUAGUAUGACAAUAAUAAUAUUUUCUAUAACUAGAUAAGUUGUGUCUCAAUUAAAAAUAUGUGAUCUAAUUUAAAGAUCGCCAUUAUUUGAUCAAUUUAAAGUAUGUUUAUAUGGGAUUACUUAAAUAAGGAUAAAUAAAAAUUAAGAAUGGAUAAGAGAAUAAUUUUAUAAAUUAUGCAAUUAAUCAAUGCAAGCAAAUUUAAUAUUUUCUUAUUCUUAAAGAUGUUUUGGAUUUUAUAUAGAUAUUUUUGGUUAAUUUACAAAUAUAGCAGGAAUAUUUCUUAUUAUAGCAAUGAUAGAAGAUCCUACAUUAUUUUCUUAGGCGCUUUUAUUGUUAUCUACAUUUAAUACUUAAGCUGGUACACUUAGAUAAUUCAUGGCUUUUGAUUCAAUAAUGAAUAGUGUAAAUAGAAUGUUUGAAAUUUGCGAUAUCUCUUUGGAAGCUUAGUUAUUUUAAUAAAUAGAUGAUGAACUUGCUGUGAUUGGUUGGCCUGAAACUGGAGCAAUUUAAUUUUAAAGAGUGGAAAUGCAAUAUCGACCAGAUAUGCCAUUUAUAUUAAAGGGAAUGAGUUUUAGAAUUGAAGGAGGUGAAAAGGUUGGAGUUGUUGGUAGAACUGGAGCUGGUAAAUCUUCUAUUAUUCAAGCUUUAUUAAGAAUGGCAGAAAUAACACCUGAUGGGUAUAUUAUUAAUAUUUACUUUAGGAAUAUUUUCAUAGAUAAUUAUGAUAUUAGAGAAAUAGGAUUAGCAAAACUUAGAUAAGAGAUUGCUAUCAUUCCAUAAGUUCCAUUUUUAUUUAGAGCUACUAUUAGAGAAAAUUUAGAUCCUUUAUAUUUGUUUGAUGAUUCUAAAAUUUGGAAGGUUUUAAAAGAAACUGGAUUAUAAGAUUAUGUAUUAGAUCUUCCAAAAUAAUUAUAAUCUGAAGUCUAGCCUGAUUUAUUUUCUAUUGGCUAAAAAUAACUUAUCUGUUUAUCAAGAGUUUUAUUGAAUAAGAAAAAAAUCUUGAUUUUAGAUGAAGCUACUGCUAAUGUAGACAUGGCUACAGAUGCUUUCAUUUAAAGUACUAUUAAAGAAAAAUUCAGUGAUUGCACAAUCAUUACUAUUGCUCACAGACUUAAUACUAUUGCAGAUUAUGAUAAGAUUCUUGUAUUAGAAGAAGGUAAAGUCUUAGAAUAAGGACAUCCUUUUGAACUUUUAGUCACUAAUCCAAAAACUUCUUAAGGAAUUGAUAAAGAAUCUGUUUUUGCUAUGAUGGCUAUUUAAACAGGAGUUAAAAAUGGUUAAGCUAUUUAUGAAUUAGCUAGAAAAGCUUAUAUAUAAAACAUUCUUAAAAAAGAAUAUAAAAGAGUUAAAACCAUCAUUUAAUCUGCCAAGUAAAGAAAAUCUGAAUUGUUUUCAUAAUAAUCAUCUAUUAAUGGUGAUUUAAAGCAUCUAACUCCACAUUUAAGUAGCAAAGAUUGA